Molecule: messenger RNA, 1466 nt
Organism: Caenorhabditis elegans
Lineage: Eukaryota; Metazoa; Nematoda; Chromadorea; Rhabditida; Rhabditidae
Gene: idha-1
Product: putative isocitrate dehydrogenase [NAD] subunit alpha, mitochondrial
Exons: 9
Coding region: 9-1085 (358 amino acids)
Biological process (GO): tricarboxylic acid cycle
Cellular component (GO): mitochondrion
Molecular function (GO): isocitrate dehydrogenase (NAD+) activity; NAD binding; magnesium ion binding
Source: RefSeq, marked reviewed
GGUUCAGAAUGCUUGGCAAGUGCAUCAAAAAGGCGUCGUCUACCGUCGGACAAUCCAUCAGAUACAGCUCCGGAGACGUUCGCCGUGUCACUUUAAUUCCAGGAGACGGAAUUGGGCCGGAAAUUUCAGCUUCUGUACAGAAGAUUUUUGAGGCCGCCGAUGCCCCGAUUGCUUGGGACCCAGUUGAUGUGACUCCAGUUAAGGGACGCGAUGGAGUCUUCCGUAUUCCAAGUCGUUGCAUCGAGCUUAUGCACGCGAACAAAGUUGGACUUAAAGGACCACUCGAGACCCCAAUUGGAAAAGGACACAGAUCUUUGAAUUUGGCUGUGAGAAAAGAGUUUAGCCUUUACGCCAACGUUCGUCCAUGCCGUUCCCUUGAAGGACACAAGACAUUGUACGACAAUGUCGAUGUUGUCACAAUUCGUGAGAACACAGAGGGAGAGUACUCUGGAAUUGAGCACGAGAUUGUCCCGGGAGUUGUUCAAUCUAUCAAGCUUAUUACUGAAACUGCUUCUCGCAAUGUCGCCAGCUUCGCCUUCGAGUAUGCUCGUCAAAAUGGGCGCAAAGUUGUGACUGCUGUCCACAAAGCCAACAUUAUGAGACAAUCCGACGGUUUGUUUUUGUCCAUCUGCCGCGAGCAAGCUGCCCUCUACCCAGAUAUCAAGUUCAAGGAAGCCUACCUCGACACAGUUUGCUUGAACAUGGUCCAGGAUCCAUCACAAUACGAUGUUCUUGUCAUGCCAAACUUGUAUGGAGACAUUCUUUCCGAUUUGUGCGCUGGUCUUGUUGGAGGACUCGGAGUCACCCCAUCUGGAAAUAUUGGAAAAGGAGCCGCCGUAUUUGAAUCCGUUCACGGAACCGCCCCAGAUAUUGCUGGACAAGACAAAGCAAACCCAACUGCUCUUCUUCUAUCUGCCGUCAUGAUGCUCCGUUACAUGAACCUUCCACAACACGCUGCUCGUAUCGAAAAGGCUGUAUUUGAUGCAAUUGCUGAUGGACGUGCCAAAACUGGAGAUCUCGGAGGUACUGGAACUUGCUCUUCAUUCACCGCUGAUGUUUGUGCCCGUGUUAAAGACCUCGAAUAAAUGCUCAAUGCUACUUCCCCUUCUAUUUUCUUUUUCUUAUUGUAAACAGGCUGUUAGACACUAAAACACUUUGAUGAUUAGUAAUGAUUUAAUGACACCUUUUUUCGGUUUUCAAUUUUGUAUAGAUUACCCACCAGUCCAUCCCGCGUCCUUAAUCGCUUUACUCCUAUCCCAUUGGCAUGAACCACAAAAUCGUUCGAUAAGUCUUCUCUGAUUCACUCGCAUAACUAUAAGCACCCCGAGACUUUUGUUUUUUCUUCUUCUACACCAUCUUUCGAUUCCCAUUAUUUCUGUUCAUUUCUGGAAAUUUUUAUAUGGUUUUUUCUUUUCGAGAUUUUAUAGACAAAGAAACUAAAAAAAUUUAUUAAAGCAAUCGUUUCU